Messenger RNA from Stylonychia lemnae, 1425 nucleotides. The record is from the annotation of a GenBank genome assembly. NCBI's taxonomy places the organism in Eukaryota, Ciliophora, Spirotrichea, Sporadotrichida, Oxytrichidae.
AUGAAAUAUUCAAACGAGUCCAAGCCUCUACAAAAAUCAAAAUUGACCGAGAAACUCAUCUCCUCAGAAAAUUUUCCCGACCCCGAAAAGCAAUCGGAGAUAUAACCAAUAACAGUUUUGGGCAUCAGAUUAAAGAGAAGAUUCACUAAAAUCAACUUAUUAGCCAUCCCCUAUCUUUUCUUUACUAUUGCUAUUGUAGCGAGUUUUAUAAAUACUCAGAUGAUUUUUAUUUUGAGGCAUGAGGACUACUUUAAUGUUCCUAUUAAUUAGCUGGGCACUGUCACUAGUGAUAUGAUGUUCUAUAUGCAACUUAGCUCUAUAAUUUUGAGUUUGUUCAUCGGCUAUAUAUUUGACAUGUUUGGGAGAAAGAUACCAAUAUUUAUCAGUAUACUCGUUUGUGGUUUCUUAAUGGCAUGCAUACCUUAGACUGCACCGACUGUUUAUCCGACUUUAAUACUAGUCAGAAUACUCAUUGGAUUAUUGAUGAUCGCACCAAAUUGCCAUCCUUUAGUUAGUGAUUAUGUCAGUAAACCCUUCAGAGGCCGUGUCACUGGGUAUCAGAGUUACGGUCAGAUUUUCGGCGAAUUUUUCACCUACGCCGUGCUAUUCAAUAUUCAAAUGGAAAACUUCAAGAUCAGUUAUUUAGUAGUGGGUCUUUUCAUUUCCUGCUUAUCAAUUCCGGCCUUAGUCAUGAUAAAAGAACAUAGAAGAACUAAAACUGAAAAGAUUGCUGAGAUCAGUCACCCAGUAAGAGAAGAUUGCUGCUAGUCAAGAGGGGGAGGAAUCUUUGCAAGAUUCAUGUGCUUGACUAGAGUUUUAAAAUCAGAAUGCUAAGAAAAUAUAAUUUUGCCUUUGACUUUUUUCGGAGUAUUCAUUAUAAAACAAUCGUCAGUUCUCUAUAAUACAUUUUUAAUACUAAGAAUAACCUCUUAUGUUGACAAAGGAAUCCUUGAAAAUGAUUUGUAAGCUCGCUAAAUAGUCUAAAUGAUUAAGAUCUACUAAGUUUUUGCCAGUUUAUUCCUAAUUGUUUUUACAGGCCAUUACUCAGAUAAAUUUUAAUACAGAAUUACGAUCCCGAUUGCUUUUACAAUUAAAGCUUCUGUUAUAUUUUUGCUAAUUUUCCUUGAUAAUCCAAACAGCUUUUUGUUCCAAUUAUGCUGUAUUGCUAUUUAGUCAUUUUCAUUAAUACAGAACAUCUUAAUAGAUGGUUUAUUCUCUAAAAAUCUAAAAAAAGAGAUUAGAGGUACAUUGAACGGAGUUUAUUACUUCUUUGGAAGUCUAGGCAUGCUUUUAUAUGCCAAACUAGGGGGAUAUCUCUAUGAUAAUGUGUCCUAAGAUACUCCUUUCUAUAUUGCAUCAGGACUAAAUGUUGCUUUUGGAACACUAGUUUUGAUUCUGAGCCUAACUAAAACAUUUAAGCAUUGA